This is a messenger RNA of Monopterus albus (swamp eel), 7707 nucleotides long. It is a transcript of the gene ahctf1, whose product is annotated as AT hook containing transcription factor 1. The record is from RefSeq and is a predicted model, not a curated record. NCBI's taxonomy places the organism in Eukaryota, Metazoa, Chordata, Actinopteri, Synbranchiformes, Synbranchidae. The coding region runs from base 277 to 7707 and encodes 2476 amino acids. The transcript is spliced from 40 exons.
GUUUUGUCUAUUCUGCCAGAAAUAUAGACGGCGAAGAAGAAGCGCAUGGAGACUUUCUGGCUAUGGAAAUGGCGCUUUACUCUGUGGAAGACUGAAGUCAGAGGAAGUAUUUGGUGUUUGUCAGUCAUUUAACUGGCCCUGGAGGGCUGAACGCAUGGGUUGCGCCUUGAAAAAGAGCGGAUUAUCACAGAUGAAAGAAGGAAUCGGAGGAUUAGUGAAGGAACACAAAACAUUCGUGGUGCCGAUAAAGCAGUCAACAUCCUCGGACAGUGAACAAUGCAUGACCUCACUGCCCAAGUCACCAGCAGCCUGCUGCCUUUCCCAGGAGUGACUAUAGAUGCUCUUGGGGAAGAUGAAAUCACUCUAGACUCUGUUCUUCAUGGGAAGUUCACUGUUGGUCGUAGUGGCCUGGCUUGGCUUGCCUGCGGGCCCCAUCUGGAGGUUGUCCAUGCAGUGACAGGAGAACGGCUUUCUGCGUACUGCUUCAGUGGUGGAGGGGAGAACCCACCUACUGUCCUUGCUGCCAGGGAUUUCAGCUGGCUCAAACGGUCAGGAUUGCUGAUUGGCUUGGAGGAAACAGAGGGCAGCAUUCUGUGUCUUUAUGACUUGGGACUGUCAAGGGUGGUCAAAGCUGUAGUCAUACCAGGCAGAGUUACAGCCAUUGAGCCGUUAGUUAGUUAUGGCGGUGCAAGCACUUCAACACAGCCCCUCCACCAGAGUCUGCGAUGGUUCUUUGGCAUUGCUGCCGUAGUAACUGACCUUGGUCACGUUCUGCUUGUCGAUCUCUGCCUCGAUGACCUGUCCUGCAGCCAAAGUGAAGUGGAGGCUUCAGACCUGCAGGUAGUGACCAAAUCUCCUGCAGAAAUCCCCAGGCUUAGAGAAGCCAGCACCAGACAGGGCAGACAUCUUUGUCUCCAGCUGAAUGGGGCCAGUGGUGUUGGAGUCACAGCUCUACAGUACAUCUCCAGGACCAACCAGCUGGCAGUGGGAUUUUCUGAUGGUCACUUACAGCUGUGGAACAUGAAGGCUCUAAAGAAGGAAUACCACUCCCAGUUAGAGGGUGGCGGGGUGCCUGUGUAUGCCUUCACCUUCCAGGAGCCAGAGAAUGACCCCAGGAACUGCUGCUACCUCUGGGCUGUCCAGUCUUCUCAGGACCUUGAGGGAGAUACAGUCAGCCUCCACCUGCUGCAGCUGGCCUUCAGUGAAAGGAAGUGUCUGUCUUCUGGGAAGAUCCUCUAUGAGGGUCUGGAGUAUUGUGAGGAGCGUUACAGUCAGGAGUUGGGUGGCACAGCUUUUCCUCUCAGGGCCCAGACCACCAACACCCGCCUGCUGAGCUGCCAAACCAUUGAGAAGUUCAGACCCCAUCCUGACAGGGAUGACAGCAUGAAUGAAGCUGCAUCUCCGGACACCAGUGUGUCUGUUUUCACCUGGCAAGUCAAGGCCUAUGGUCAGGGAACCCCAUCUACCUACAUUGGAGUUUUUGACAUCAACCGUUGGUACCAUGCACAAAUGCCAGACUCUUUAAGAAUGGGGGAAUCGCUGGCAAACUGUCCCUACUUGGCAGUCUGGUCUCUGGAUCCAGUGGUGCAGAUGGUGUCUCCACAUAUCAUGCUGGAUGUGGUGGUACAUGAGCGCAGCCUGAGCAGGGGCCUGCCCUUCACCUGCCCCCCACCAGAACAGUACUUUAACCCCACAACAUACAACUUUGAUGCUACCUGCUUGCUCAACUCUGGAGUUGUGCACUUAACCUGCUCUGGGUAUCAGAAAGAGACCCUGAGCUUUUUAAAGAAGGCGGCUCCUUGCUCCAGUGAUGUCAUCUCCACUAGCUACUCUCGCUGCCUCAUGUCUGGCCUACUCUCAUCUCGCCUGGCUGAUACCCAGGCCUCCAGCCUCUCUCAGGAGGAGCAGCUGGAUGCCAUCUUGUCCACAGCAGUGGAGACCAGCUCCUUGGGACUGAUCACUGGCUGUAUCAAGCAGUGGACUGCAGAAGAACAACCAGGCUCUGCUCUGAACCUCCGCUACAUCCUGGAUUGGGCCUGGAACAAAGUAGUCCAGACCAAGGAGGAACUGGAUGGCAUCUGUGCACCGCUCUUUGACAGCUCAUCCAACUUCACAGACCCUCAGACCUCGCAGCUGCUGCAGCACAGCCAGAGGCUGCUCAGUAACCUCAGUACCAUCUUCCAGUGUCUGUUCAGUGAAGCUCAGGAGCUCACACAGAAAGGCCUGGUGGGUCUGAUGAACAAGAACAUGGUCUCCAGUCUGAUUUCUAAAUACGCACAGGUGGUCCUCUGGUUCUGUCGCACCGGCUUACUGCCUGAGAGCUCAGAUGAUGACGCUCUCCAGAUCUCCAGGCCUUUCUACACCCACUCGGUCAUUAGCAACUAUUAUACUAUACGCAGAGAGGAGCUCAGCAGGCUGGCCAAGGGCAAGUGGUGUGCAGACUGUCUGAUGAUUGACGGUUUGGUUGGCCAGUGUGGAGAAUGCUUGACCAACCUGUGGAAAAGGGAUGAUGGUGGGACAGGCCAGUACCCACCACCUACACUGCAUGCCUUGCUUGACAUUUAUCUGCUGGACAACAUUGAUGAAGCUGCCAAACAUGCAAUUGUAAUUUACCUGUUGCUGGAUGUCAUAUACUCAUUUUCCAACAAGGAGGGAGCAUCAGUGGAGUCUUUCCCCACAGCUUUUGCUAUCCCUGUCGGACUAGUCAAACUAGUCCAAGGUCUCUGGCUGCUGGACCAUCAUGACCACCAGAGUUCAUUUGAGCUGCUCUUGCAUCCAGCUGCCUCACACUGUCAGUUUGAGUGGCAGCAUGAGCGUGUCCUGCAAGCACUCAUGUGCCAGGGCCAGCACUCAGUGGCACUACGGUAUUUCCAUGUUAUGAAGCCCCCGAUUUCCUCCACCUCCCAGGCCAAACUCUGCAUGUCUGUACUGCUGCACAACAGGUGUCUCAUAGAAGCGUGGUCCUUACUUCGGCAGCACUCUAAUCACCUCAGCAUGGGCGAGCUGCUGGGCUUCCUGUACGAGAGCUGCCAGGAGCUGGGCCUUAUCACGGAGCUGCUCAAACUGCCCCUUGGCCUAUAUGAACAGGAAUGUUUGGAGAAAUUUCUCCAGGGUACAGGUGGUCUCCAGAACAGAGAACUGUUGAUGGUUCAUUACCUGCAGCAGGCCAACUAUAUACCUGCCCUGCAGCUCAACCACAGCCUCAAAAUGAACCUGGUGAACGAGCGGGACCCAAAGCUUAAAGAGCGAUCCAACACCAGGAACUCGAUAUUGGAUCAGUACGGGAAAGUUUUGCCUAAAGUCCAGAGAAAAAUGGCAAUAGAGAGAGCCAAGCCCUACCAGCACCCCACCACCAUCCACAGAGAAGUUUCUCGGCCACAGCCACUGUCAACUAUCACCAAGCGCUCCACGAGUGAGAGGGUGAUGUCCAGGGCUGGAUUUAUCAACAAUGUCCUGACCAAGAUUGGGGAGGUGUGGUUAGGGAAAGCAGCUACACAACAGUCCUCCCCAGCCAGGAGUCCCAAAACAACAGAUAUUCAGAGCCCCACCCCCGGUCCCUCCUCGUUGGCCCUUCCUGAUCCUUUCCUGGGAACUCCUAUCACCAUGACAUCCAAACGAAAGUCAAGGCUGAUGGACUUAGUGGUUCACCCCUUGUGUCAGAGUCCUCGGCCUCUCCUCAGCCCCCGCCGCCCUCCCAGCUCGUGGGUUUCUCCAAAGGCCAUCAGCAAGGCCCCAGAACUCAGUCUGCUGCAAACACCACAAGUUGUCAAGCGAGCUCGAGCCUUGGCUACUUCUGGCCCUGUGUUCUCAGGGUUCACGCCACAGUCCAUUCUGCGCAGCAGCCUGAGGCCCACACCUGUCGCCACCCCUUCUGUUUCUCCAGGGCGCUCCAUCACCCCGCCGCUCCGCAGCAAAGAGAGCCGCAUCACCUUCACCAAAGAGACAGAAUCUCCUGAAUCAGACAAGGGCAUCCAAUGGACCAACGGAGUGGCAGCAGACAGUGAGAUUAGCUUGCUGACCAGAGGCUCCACUCUCUUUAAGUCAACACGUAAGACCUGGUCCUCACAGCCCACCGAGGAAGAAGAGGAAGGAGAGCAACCUCGUGUAAAGUUCUUGCCUCCAGAAGGGGGUAUUCUCCCCCCAGAGCUGAGAUGCUCUGAGAGUGAGUCAUCCUCCAUCCAUGAAGUCGCUACAGAAACCAGGCUGUCAGAUGCAACAGUAGCACAUCUUAAUCUGAGCUUUGACACCAGUCAGACACCUGUUCGGUCAGCAGACGUCACCCUAGAGUACUAUGAUGCACUGCUGUCAGUAGACCAGGAAGGAGAGGAGGGGCACACAGCUAGAGAGAAAGAUGAGGAAGAGGUACCACUGAACAUCAAAGGCCUAAAUGAAAAGGAAGAACCAAAGGAAGAGCCCUCACCAGCCACUGAGCAGACCCCUGUUCUGACAUCAGAGCAUAGAGAGAAGGACGUAGAGGUGAAGGAAGAUGAAACAUUUGAAGACGUGGUGGAGAUUGGUGUUCAAAAGGAGGCUAACAAAGAGGAUGAACAGGAUUUUGAGUCAAGUAGCAAACAAGAAGAUGUCACAGCUUUCAGCCAAGAAGGGAGAAUUGGUAACAGUCCAGUUUGUAACCAGGUGACUGAGAGCAUGAACUCUGGUACUGAGGUUGAAUCUCACGAUCAACUUAUAAAAGCCAACAAAGAGGACAACCAAUCGAAGGCCACUAAAUCCACAGACUUCACUGAGCAUCUGAAACCAUCUGGAGCCAGUGAACCCAAGAAUGAACCAGAAGAUGACUUGGAACAAUCAACGGCAGAUCUGACAGAGUUUGUGCAGCAACAUCUGUUUGGCGCUGAUCUGUCUCCUGCACUCUCCCGCUCAGGAAUCCACAAUGCAUCAGGGACUCAGAUAUCAUUCACCAGUGAGUUACCAGGUCAAGGUGAAGAGGAGCAGGCAGCUGCUGAGGCUCCCCCCAUGUUCACCAGCCAAACAUGUGCCACCUCAGUGACUUCCUCAGAAUCAACCAGCACAGACACCACCUCUGUUGUGAGCGUAAAUGAUAGUGAAGACCUUUCUAGCCCUAUGUCUGAGGAUGAAGGGGAAGAAGAAGAUGAGGAGUCAUCGUCAUCGUCGUCGUCAUCAGAUCAAGCUGAGGAAGCAGCAGAAGAAGAGGAGGAGGACUCUGGUAGUGAGGUGGAGAUCAUUGAGGAGGUCCAGGGUAAUGGGAAGCUGCCACCCCUCCAACCCAGUUCAGUCUUUGAACAAGGACACACACACUUCCUGCCAAGUAUGUCAGAGCAAGAGGCGGCUGUGUUUUCUCUGAUCCAACCUGAUGCAGAGAUGAAGAUCGUAGAUGAUGUCAUGGAGGGUGAGGUGGUGAUGGUGAGACUUGGCGCAGAUGAAGGAGGGAUGAUUGCGGAUGAGAAUAAUAAGCAAGGAUCUUCAUACAUGGAGCUGAAACCCUCUACCACUCUCCUGGUUCCCAUGGAGCUGGUGGGGGGACAACAGGGCCUGGUUGAUGGAGCCCAGCUGGGUCUUCCUGAGCUUCAUCCACCUGUUGUGCCAACUGACCCAGGAACUGAAACUCACAGCAGCUUCUCUCUGAUGCUGGAUAUGGAGGAUGGUGGGGAUAAAGAGGGACACUCUCUCCCUAUAGAGAAUGCUCUGCAGUCCUCCUUUCUUUCUGUCCAGUCUCCAGUAGAGGUGGCCAGUGCUGAACUUGUGGGCAACCCUGAGGUUAUUCUUUUGGGUACAGUUGAUCAGAAUCUUGCACAUUUCGGAGAAGCCUCACACGAGGACCAGAGGAACAAGAUGGAGAACAUGGCUGGUAUUGAAGUGGACGGACUGACAGAAUCAGAGCCUGUAAAACAUCAAACUGACCUACAAACUGAAAACACUGGGGCAAACCAGGAGAUAGAAGAUGUAGAGUUAAUCAUGUUCCCUGCAGCUCCUGAGCUUGCAGCUCCUGAGCCUGCAGCUCCUGACCAAAGUCCUGUGGGAGAACUCCAAGCAGAUGUGGAUUACAAAGACUCUGUGGCAAAAAAGGAUGCUGCCGAAGAGGAGACAGGGGAGGUAGAGGUCAAACUAGCAUCUGCUAGGGACCAGAAUGGGCCUGUUAUAGAUACAGAGAUUGCCCUGAGUGCAGAGACUGCUGUGGGCAUGCAGCAGGAAGAUGACAGAGCCUUAGAGAGAGAAGAAGAUAACACAGAAGAAAUUGCAAAAGAGAAUGAAAUGAAAAGGGUAACUAGGGCAAGGCUGAGAAAAGAUAAAAAUGAUGUCAACACAUACAGCCAGCCAGAGGAACAGUGUGUUUCAGAGACCCAGACUUCUCAGAGGCAGAAGGCUCCUUCCACCCCAAACCGGAGGCCCACGAGGGGGAGGAGGACUGUUACUUUUGUCUCUCCUGUCCUGGAAGAAGCACAGGAGUCAGAGGAGGAAAGGAGAGUAGAGGACAUGGAGAUGAGCACUCUGGUCCCUGCCUCACCUAGUCGUACACUUAGAAGAACUAGACAGGUGGAAGAAACCAAAGUCCAAGCCAGCACACCUCGAAGAAGUACUCGCAAAGCACAGCCAGGGUCUCCGAAAGAUGAGCGUGAAGAGGGAGUGGCCACAGGUGCAUCCUCCUCCAAGGCCUCUUCUCCAGCCAGGCGACGGGUUUCCCAGAGGGCCACUUCAACAAGGCCACGCCAGAGGAGUCAAAGUGGCAGUGACGAGGUGUCUACAGCCACAGAGGCUAAGAAGGAGGAGGACCACGUGGACAAGGUCACUGAUACAAAAUCGGUUCGACAGACAAGCUCUAAAUGCAGCACCACUCAGGGAAACCCUCCAAGGAGGUCCACCCGAAGGAUACUGAAUAACACUAAGGUGGAAUCAGCACCACUGGGGCUUUUAAAUAAGGAGAAAGAAGAGGAAGAAACCUCUUCUCCUCCUGUCAAUUACAGCUCCGGGAAGGCGAAGUCAGAAGCAUCAGAGAUACAGCCAGCCCAGCUGGACGGGGUGGAGAACACAAAACGGCACCUUCAUAGCCCUGGCAGGAUGACGCGGCAGUCCAACCACAUGGUUUACCCACAGGUGGAACUGGUUCCCGUGUCACUCCCUCAGAGCGCACGGAAGACGAGAGGAAAGAUGGUUACUGAAAAUGUAAAAGACAGUGAGCCUGAGCUUAACAGCAACGCUAGUCACACCGACUCCCGUCGACCGACUAGGAGCAAACUCUGGGACCACCCAGAGGAAGAGCUUCCCCUUCUGGACUCUCCGUUGGAGGUGGAUUCUGAAACCCCCGUUGCAGACGCCCUCAUCAAGAGACUCAAGGAUGAGGAAGAGAAGCAGGAAGGGGGUGUAGUUGUGUCAAAGAUGGUGAGAACCAGCAGAAGGAAUGUGAAGCCACCAGCAGAGCAGGCGCUCCCACUGCCGCCUGCAGAUGACAGCCAGGAUGAAAUUCCUUCUGAAGAUCACAUGAAGAAAGUAGCAGGUGUUUCUAAAACAAGAAAAGCAGGCAAACGAACAGCCAAAUCCAAAGGCUUUUUGGAGCCACCUCCCGUUACACAAGUGGACCUGAUUUCACCUCUGCCCAGCCCAGUUGAUCCGCUCCCACGAGCGCAGAAGGUGAUUAGGGGGGAGGUCCCGACCUCGAGCAUGAACCUUCGACGCAAACGCAUCAUGGACACUGUUUUCACAAAACCUGUCACUCGGAGAAAGAAACUGUGA